UUCUAUUAGUGAUUUCUUAGUGAAGGAGCCAUCAGCAGGGUUUUAUGUUGGGAUUCCAAUGCUGGGCCUGCUUUGGGUCCUUCUUGCGUAUGGGUUCAUGAUGGCAGACAGGAUUUUGGAGAAAGAAGGAUAUAAGAGAGAGGAGGUGUUUAGACAGGAAACGAGGCAACCUGUGAAGAGACGUACUCAUCAUAAGAGGUUAGAUGAGGGAUAUUAGUGUUAAGAGUUGGA
Moneuplotes crassus is the source of this 231-nucleotide messenger RNA. The record is from the annotation of a GenBank genome assembly. NCBI's taxonomy places the organism in Eukaryota, Ciliophora, Spirotrichea, Euplotida, Euplotidae.